AUGUCUCGUGUUGGACGGCGGGGUAUUUCAGGUAAAUCAGAAGUACCAUAUAUUAUUUAUAACAUUGGUGAAAGCAUGCAAGAACUGAUCAAGUUGUGGAAGGAAUAUGAAUCAUCUCAAUCUCAAGUUGAAAAAAAUGCUGAAAGCCUUAAUGAUGGCCUCACUCUUGAAAUUCGGAUACCUGCUAAGCAUGUCAUUACUACAAACCACCAAGUCAGAGGUGCCCAGCUAUGGGGGACUGAUGUGUACACAUAUGACUCAGAUCUUGUUGCUGUUCUCAUGCAUACUGGUUACUGUUUCCCAACGCCUUCUCCUCCUCCCUCGGCUAUAAAAGAGUUGCGCGCAUGCAUUCGGGUGCUACCUCCGCUAGACUGCUAUAUUUCCACCCAGAGAAACAAUCUGCGUUCCCGAGCUUGGGGUGCUGCACCUGGUUGUAGUUAUAGAGUUGAGCGAUGUUGUAUCGUGAAGAAAGGAGGCGGAACUAUUGAUCUUGAACCAUCCCAUACACACACGGCAACUAUUGAUCCCACCCUUGCACCAAUGGCUGUUGAGCGGACAAUUACUACCAGGGCUGCAGCUUCGAAUACAUCGCGGCUGCAAAGAUUUAUAAGAGAAGUCACAAUUCAGUACAACCUCUGCAAUGAGCCCUGGAUCAAGUAUAAUAUCAGCAUUGUUGCUGACAAGGGACUAAAAAAGCCACUCUAUACAUCUGCCCGCUUGAAGAAGGGAGAGGUUCUGUAUCUGGAAACACACUCGCGCAGAUAUGAACUCUGUUUUGCCGGAGAAAAAAUGGUCAAAGCCAUACUAGCAACUCAGUUGCACAACCCUGAUAUAAAAAAUUCCCCAAAUCAUCAGUUGCACUCCACAAAUGGUAACAAAUCUGAUUCUGAUAAUGUCGUGGUUGACGUAUUUCGCUGGUCUCGUUGUAAGAAGAUUUUACCCCAGAGAUUGAUGCGCACAGUUGGCAUCCCCCUGCCUCUUGAAUAUGUGGAGGUUCUAGCAGAAAAUAUAGACUGGGAAGAUGUACAAUGGUCUCAAACUGGUGUUUGGAUUGCAGGAAAGGAAUAUGCCCUUGCUAGGGUGCAUUUCAUGUCAAUGAAUUAG
This is a messenger RNA of Lathyrus sativus (Indian pea), 1104 nucleotides long. Lineage: Eukaryota; Viridiplantae; Streptophyta; Magnoliopsida; Fabales; Fabaceae. The record is from the annotation of a GenBank genome assembly.